Messenger RNA from Trachemys scripta elegans, 5935 nucleotides. RefSeq names its product POC1 centriolar protein B (gene POC1B). Gene Ontology annotation, cellular component: ciliary basal body; centriole. Gene Ontology annotation, biological process: cilium assembly. Lineage: Eukaryota; Metazoa; Chordata; Testudines; Emydidae. The record is from RefSeq and is a predicted model, not a curated record. Gene Ontology annotation, molecular function: protein binding. The transcript has 11 exons. Bases 204 to 1424 code for a protein of 406 amino acids.
AUGGAUGCGGCUCUAAGCUCGGCGCCGCGCUUACAGGGUUGGAUGGGGCCCGCAGCCAGCCAGGGGCUGCAGCUAGGGUCGAAUUCGGGACUCGACUAGUCGGGUCUGGAGCGCGGGGGGUUUGACUGGGCCGCGGCGCGGCUGCUGGUGUUUCAGGGCAGGGGAUCGCAGCGCCUCGAGCGGGCGCGCCGGGCCCCUGUCCCAUGGCGUCUGUGCUGGAGGAUCCUAUCUUAAUUCGUCCCUUUAAAGGCCAUAAAGCUGCAGUCACCGGCGUUGACUUCAGCCCGACCACCACGGCACUUGCCUCAUCUUCUUUGGAUAGAUUUCUUAUGAUAUGGAAUUUGAAGCCACAGUCCAGAGCUUUCAGAUUUGUGGGUCACGUGGAAGCUGUGACCAGUGUACAGUUUUCACCAGAUGGGCACCUCGUGGCAUCUGCUUCUCAGGAUCGGACUGUUAGACUAUGGAUUCCCUGUGUUCAUGGAGAAUCUUCAGCCCUGAAAGCCCAUACUGCACCUGUCCGUAGUGUGAACUUCUCACAUGAUGGCCAGUUCCUAGUUACAGCGUCCAAUGACAAAUCAAUAAAAGUAUGGAGUGUCUACCGGCAGCGCCUUUUGUUUUCCUUAUCCCAGCACACACACUGGGUUCGCUGUGCCAAAUUUUCACCUGAUGGAAGAUUAAUAGCAUCUUGCAGUGAGGAUAAAACUGUUAAAAUCUGGGAUGCAGCAAAUAAAAUAUGCAUUGAUAGCUUUACAGACUAUGAAGGGUUUGCAAACUAUGUUGAUUUCAAUCCAAGUGGUACAUGUGUAGUUUCUGCAGGUUCUAAUCAUACAGUGAAGCUCUGGGAUAUUCGAAUGAACAAGUUACUGCAGCAUUACCGAGUUCACAGAGGAGGAGUUAAUUGUGUAUCAUUCCAUCCUUCUGGUAACUAUCUCAUCACUGCUUCUACUGAUGGUACCCUUAAAAUUAUGGAUCUCUUAGAAGGAAGACUUAUAUAUACGCUUCAUGGACACAAGGGACCUGUGCUUUCUGUGGCCUUUUCCAAAGGUGGGGAAAAAUUUGCAUCAGGUGGAGCUGAUGCACAGGUAUUACUGUGGAAGACGAAUUUUGAUUCAUUUAACUAUAAGGAAGUUCUUAAACAACAUAGAAGAAGAAUACAUACUGAUGACCCACCUCACCUUCUUGAUAUUUAUCCAAGAUCACCUCAUCCCCAUGAUGGGCAAUCUCAGUCAAUUGAAAUAGAUCCUAGCUUCGAUGUGACAGAUACACAAACGCUUGACCCACCUGUCGUAGAUAUUAGUUCCUCCAUGUAUUUCAGUUCUCCGCUCUCAAGUCAAGGCCAUAGAAUUCUGUUUAUCCUGUUACUGACUACACUGCUAACAUCUCGUUCAGUCAAGGAAUGCAGUCACCUGCUCCACUUUAAAUGAUGAAAGUGACUUAUGUCCAUGUCAACUCCAUUACAAUGGCUCUCCCUGCUGCUGUCUUGGUACUCCCUAUGUGGUCAAUAACUAGCAAUAAAAGCAGCAUUGCAGUGCCUAUUGUGUUUCUGUGCAUGAGGAAAAAGUACUUAUUAAUAGUUAAGAACAGAAGGGACCAUUAUGAUUGUCCAGGCUGACCACCUGCAUAUCUCAGGCCAUGGAAUUUCACCUACUAAUUUCUGCAUGAAGCUAACAUCUGCUUGAGCUAGAUCAUAUGUUUUUUUUAAGAAAGGUCUCCAAUCUUGACUUAGAUUUCAAGUGAUGGAGAAUCCCUUGUUAUGCUUUUAUCUGUUACUAUCAGAAAACUUCUCCUCUUUUAGGUGUUUAUGAAUCCAGACCACGUGAACUGUUUUAAUCUUCUCUUCAUUAAACUAAACAGUGUUUUAAGACUCUCACUAUAAGUUUUCCAGACCUUGAAUCAUUCUUGUAACUCUCUUUCUGAACUUCUUCCAGUUUUUCCACAUCCUUUUUUGAAGGGUGGACACCAGAACUGGACAAAGUAAUCAGACAAUGGUCUUACCAAUGCGGUAAUACAUAUUUAAUACCCUCUUCAUCCUCCCUACUUAUUAUACAGUCAAUGAUUACAUUUGCACUCUCAGCUGUUAUAUCACACUGCAAACUCUUGUUCAGUUGAUUAUAUACCAUAACACCUUAGUUCUUUUUAGUGUCACUGCUUUCCAAGAUUGAUCCACUCCCACAUCCUGCCAGUUUGAUCUAUGUUAUUUGUUCCUAGAUGUGUGUCCUUGUAUUUGGCUAUAUUAAAAUUCAUGGUGUUUGAAUGAGCCAUGCGUACCAAGUGACCCAUAUUACUCUGUUGUGUUGACCUGUCUUUAUUAUUUACCAUUCCAUCAAUCUUUGUGAUCUAUAAACCUUUUCAGAAAUUAUUUUGUUUUCUUGAUUAUUGAGAAAGAUAUUGACCAGCAGUGGGCCAGUAACAGAUUCUACUGGAAUUACUAGAAACACCACCAUUUGUUGAUGAUUCUCCAUUUACUUUUGAAGAUUCAUCAACUAACCAGUUUUUAACCUAUUUCAUGUGCUACACUGACUUUCUAUAGUGCUAAUUUUAAUCAGAAUAUCGUGCAGUAUCAAAUCAAAUGUAUUACAGAAGUCUAGGUAUAUUUUGUCAACACAUUUCCGUUUUUUCAACCAAGAUUACAGUCUAAUCAAAAAAGAUAUUAAGUUUGUUUGACAAGAUCUAUUUUUCAUUAAAGCUCCCUGAUUGGCAUUAAUUAUGCUACCAUUCUUCAUAGAUUUCAUCUCAUAUCAGCUGUUCACUUGAUUUUUUUUUUUUUUUUUCUGCGACAUCACUAUCAAGCUAUCCUACCUAAAGUUACACAGGUCAUUCUGUUUGCCCAUUUUAAAUAUUGAUGCAUUAGACUUGGAGAAAUUCCAGAGGACUGGAAACAAUAUUCCAAGAUAUAUUAAAAAAUUAACAUCAGUGGUUCACUGGUUCAACAUUUAAGAUUUUGGGGUGCAAGUUAUCUAGUUUCCCAGAAUUAAAAAUGUUUAAACAUAGAUGUUGUUUAACACUCUCCUUAGUUAUUGUUGGAAUAGAAAUUAUUUCUUUACCACUGUAAGAUAUGAAUAUACAUCCAUCUUUCAAAUUAAAGAACAGAAACACUUAUUAAACACAUGCUUUUUGUGCAUCAUUAUUAACAAUCUUAACACUGCCAUACUAUAAGUCUGCUAUUUUUGUUUUGUUUUGUUUUGGAAUAUUUAAGAAAAAUCCUUAUUGUCCUUUGCCCUAAUAGCCAUAGACAUGUUCCUUGAUACCUUUAGCUUCCCGUAUCAAAUGUCUACAUGUCAACUUCCCCUUUGUUUAUAUUUAUAAUAUAUUAUUGCUUUAUAAUACUAAUAAUAAAAAAAUCAAGCUCAGGCCUUAGAGCCUGGGCUCCAGCCCAAGCCCAAAUGUCUACACUGCAAUUUCAUAGCCCCACAGCCCGAGCCCCGCAAGCCUGAGACAGCUGAUGGGAGCCAGCUGCGGCCAUGCUGCAGGUCUUUUAAUGCACUAUAGACACACCAUAAAGGCCUGAACUUAGAAGGACAAAAGCUGUCAAUUUCCCUUCAAUUUAAAUAUAGAUGUUAAAAGUAAUCUGUUCCUGUUCUGGAAUCUCAAAUUGAGGGCAGUUUGUAUUUGAUAGUGAUGAUUUGAUGGGGGUGAGGUUACAGAUCAAUGGCAGUGUGAUUUAUUUUGUUUGGGAAGUGCUUGCAGGGAGAUUGAGGAAUGAACUGGGUAGGUAGGAUGAUUCAAUGGCCAUUGUAGUCUCCCCUGGGUGUUUCUAUUCUGGCAUCUAGCUGUGGUGUUUGCAUCCUUUGGCCACCUUCAGGUGGUUGUGAAGAUGGAACAGUGCUGCCAUUUACAGGGGUUAUGGGAUGGGGUUUUUGGUUAUGAGGACUUUGGCUCCUCAGUUAACUUGGAAGUGGGCAGGUGGAGACAAGACAUGAAGAAAUCUUGUUUACAGUUUAAACCAGAACCUAGAUGCUUAUUUUCAGCCCCUGAUAUUUCACCUCUAGGUAACUCUCAACUUAUAUCAGGCACCUACCGUUCUAAACUUUUAAAUAAAUCAUAAUACAUUUGCAAUUUACAGCAAUGAAAUAGGUAGUAAAAUCUUGUAUUUCAGUAUGUAAACUGAUUAUCUGGGGGGGAUCAGGAAGUAGUUCUCUCUCCAUGUACAACAUUAGAUAAGUGCAAUUUAUAAUUUUCACAUUCUCUUGAAGCAACAGGCUUUGGCUGCUGUUAGAAGCUGAAUAUCAGGCUAGAUGGGCUGAUCCAGCAUAGCAGGCUCUCUUCCCACAUUGUUAAGUAAAAACAAAACAUUUUUCAUGAUGUUACUGUAGUGUUUGGGUGAUUUUUUUUUUAAGUAAACAUCUGAUGCCAUGCAAUACAUAUAUGAUAAUUAAAAAUUGAUAGCCUGAUUAAAUAUUCAAAUUAAUUAUUUGGUCCUGUUGUAAACAUGGUCAGCGUGUAAUAAAUGGGAAGUAGUAUAAUGUUCCUGUUAAUGCAUGUCUGUCUUCUACCACAGUCGAUCGUAAUGAUUCUCUUAGUUAUUCCCCUAGUAUGUGAUGUAUAAUGUACUAUUAAUAUAAUUACUUUAGUAAAGCAAUUAAAUGUUGUUGGCAUGCUUAAUUGCACCUUGACAUAUUGAUCUCAUAUUCAGCUUUAAAUGUCUUUUAAAUAUAAAUGAGACCCUAAACCUGCAUUCUAAUCAGCACAGGCAGACCCUUGUGCCUGUGCAGAGACCAUUCAUUUUUAUGUUUACAUAAAAGGUACAUGGGUGGACCCUUAUGCUUACUCAAACGAAUGGCAGGAUCUGGACCAAUGUUUGUACCAACAAGUUCUUGUGUGUAAACAAGCUAUGCAUUUAAUCUGAUCUUUGUAGAUGGUCUUUGCGUAUGUUUCAUCCUCAUUUUAAAAGUGCUUAGUGUAUUUUACUUUGUCUGAUAUAGGGAAGCAUGUAGAUGGCAUAUAGCAUUACAGUCUGCACCUGCCUUAAAAAUAAUUAAAAUCAGUAGCCCAGACCUAAAAUUCUUGUGUCUUUCAUGUUGCAGCUGCUGCUUUUUGCAUUAAUUCAAAAACAGUGCACUCCAAGGUUAAUGUGCUUUUCUUGUGAAUAAUAUCCUUGCACUUACAUAGUUAGUUUCAUCAGAGGCUCUUGUACUUAUAAAAAGAUGGAUGAGCAUUAUCCUACUUUAGAGAUGCCUUAUCCCAUACUCAUUGAAAUCUGUGGCAAAGCUCCCAUUAGAAAUAGAACCCAAGUUUCAGGACUGCAAUUGUCCUGUUUUAACCAUCAGAGCACAAUUUUCUAGACCAAAUCUCCAGUUGUUUCUUAUUGUAUACCAAUACAAGAAACUCAUAUUGUACAAAGCUCAAAUAUGAGGUACCACACACUUUGACUUUCUAUCCUAGUCUUGGUAUGUACCUGUAUUUGUGUUUCAGCUGCCAAUGUAAAUUAAUCACAUUAAAAGGAAGUUCAUUUAAACUGGAAAAAAUGAUUUAUGUUUGAGCUGAAUUUUUUUGUCAAGGCUUUGACAUGGCAUUUUUAGGGGGAUGCACCAAUUUGUGCAGACCUAGCUAAUAAAAAUUGACAUUGAGUAAUAUAAGUCUUGACAGUUCCUAUCUGGAGGUCACUGAUGUGAAUAUAACAUUGCAUGCCACUGUAUUGUGGAGCAACAGAAGAGUUUACAAGGGUUGAGCAAUGUUUGUGAAUAUAGUGGUGUAUAAACUUCACUUUGUUUUCUAUUUUGAGCACAAAGGGAAUGCUAAUUUAUACCAAUAUUGUAUUUUUCUGUGUAGUUGUGUGUUUACCUAAACCCUAACCUCCAAAAGUUGUUAAUUGUCCAGUGAUAUAUUUAUUAUUUUUAAAUCUGCUAUUUUGUGAUGCUGGCAUUUUGUGUAAAAGAUCUGCAGCAAUGUUUGGGAAGUGAAUUUGCCUGGGUAAGUGGUAUGAAUAAAACACAUC